CUCGACGCUUGAAAUAUUUGAAAUGACAUCUACUCUGAACAGCUGUUACCUUGUCAAAGCUCAACAAAUAACAUGGUCGACAUAGACAAUUAAAAAAUAUAUAUAGCACCAGAUGUUCACACGUUGCAUUUUAAAGAAAUGUUGUUCGUUGAAUUUUUAUUAAUUCAGAUUAUAUAGGAACUGGUACACACUUGUGAAUUACAAUCACAUGAGUCACUUUCAAAGUGUGGUUAUAUUUAUUAACCAAUAAAUGAUAAUCAUAAAGAAAUCACGGUGGAAAACACUGCAGAAUAAUAUUAAAAAGACAUCUGUUAAAGUAAUGUGUUAAGCAUGAAUUUUUAUUUUCUUAUGAUGCGCAUAGCGAUGUCGUUAAACACGUUGAUAAUAGUUGUUGUUUGUAAACUACUAUGUCUGCUUCUUCUUUUAUCGAUUUUUUUAAUAAUAUGGAGAAAAAAAUAUUUCAAAAAGCGGGCAGAGAGAUCACAAAAAGAAACGGUUGUAGGUUUUUUUCAUCCAUAUUGUAAUUCUGGUGGUGGUGGUGAAAGAGUACUUUGGGCUGCAGUCAGUGCUAUACAAGCUAGGUAUUCCAAUGUACACAUAGUGAUUUAUACUGGAGAUCUUGAUGCUCAUCCGGAACAAAUUAUCAGUAAAACAGAAAAAGUAUUUAACUAUAAAAUCGAACGCAAAAUUGAGUUUGUAUACUUACAUAGACGAAAAUGGGUGGAAGCUUCAAUGUACCCCUAUUUUACACUCUUGGGACAAAGUUUAGGAUCAGUUUGGUUAGCCAUUGAAGCUUUAAACGGCUAUGUUCCAGAUAUUUACAUUGAUACCAUGGGUUAUGCAUUUACAUAUCCAUUAUUUAGAUACAUUGGUGGAUGUAGAAUAGCAACCUAUACUCAUUACCCAACAGUUUCAACUGAUAUGUUAAAACAUAUUUACAGAAGAGUGAUUUCGCAUACUAAUAACAGAGUUGUAGCUAGAAAUCCAUUUUUAUCAGCUGCCAAACUGCUGUAUUACAAAUUAUUUGGAUAUAUAUAUGGUUGGGUUGGCAGUAGAGCUGAAAUUAUAAUGGUUAAUUCCACAUGGACUGAAGAACACAUUAACAGAAUUUGGAAAUGUCCAUUAAAAACUCAUAAAAUUUAUCCGCCGUGUGAUGUGAAACAUUUAACGUCGCUACCUCUUCUCAAUGAUGAUGAAAAAUGUAAUAGUAUUCGUAUAGUUUCAGUUGCACAAUUCAGACCAGAAAAAAAUCAUCCAUUAAUGUUAAGAGCCAUGUAUGAACUUAGAUCGAUCGUUAAAGAAGAUGUUUGGGAGAAGAUUCGACUAAUUCUUAUUGGUUCCUGUCGAAAUUUUGAAGAUGAAGCUCGCAUGAAAGACAUGCAAGAUUUAUCGAAACACUUUGCAUUAGAAGAAAACGUGGAAUUUAAAUUAAACGUACCGUAUUCAGAGCUUACCUCCGAACUUCAGAGAGCAACAAUUGGUUUACAUACAAUGUGGAAUGAGCACUUUGGGAUUAGCAUUGUUGAAUGUAUGGCAGCUGGAUUAAUAAUGGUAGCUCAUGCAUCCGGUGGUCCAAAAGCUGAUAUAAUAGUAACUCAACCUGGAUCUCAGAAUGGUUUCUUAGCCACGGAAGCGGAAGAAUAUGCAAAAAUAAUAGCACAUAUUAUUAAUAUGAAUCCAGAAGAGAGGACUGCAAUUAGGAUGGUUGCCAGAGCAUCUGUAAAUCGAUUUUCCGAUGAAGUAUUUGAAAGAGAAUUUUUAAGAACGAUAGAACCAUUCUUCAGGCAAAAACAGGAAUAACUUCUAAAAAAUUUGUUAAUAAAUGAAUACGCCCUUCA
This is a messenger RNA of Osmia bicornis bicornis, 1838 nucleotides long. It is a transcript of the gene Alg11, whose product is annotated as GDP-Man:Man(3)GlcNAc(2)-PP-Dol alpha-1,2-mannosyltransferase. Gene Ontology annotation, molecular function: GDP-Man:Man(3)GlcNAc(2)-PP-Dol alpha-1,2-mannosyltransferase activity. Gene Ontology annotation, biological process: protein N-linked glycosylation. Bases 331 to 1800 code for a protein of 489 amino acids. The record is from RefSeq and is a predicted model, not a curated record. Lineage: Eukaryota; Metazoa; Arthropoda; Insecta; Hymenoptera; Megachilidae. Gene Ontology annotation, cellular component: endoplasmic reticulum membrane. The transcript has 8 exons.